Passer montanus (Eurasian tree sparrow) is the source of this 1832-nucleotide messenger RNA. It is a transcript of the gene MMP23B, whose product is annotated as matrix metallopeptidase 23B. Gene Ontology annotation, biological process: proteolysis; extracellular matrix organization; collagen catabolic process. Gene Ontology annotation, cellular component: extracellular matrix. NCBI's taxonomy places the organism in Eukaryota, Metazoa, Chordata, Aves, Passeriformes, Passeridae. Gene Ontology annotation, molecular function: metalloendopeptidase activity; zinc ion binding. The transcript is spliced from 8 exons. The record is from RefSeq and is a predicted model, not a curated record. The coding region runs from base 476 to 1609 and encodes 377 amino acids.
UUGGGUUUUUUUUUGGUUGGUUUUUUUUUUUGUGUGUUUUUUUUAAAUUUAUUUUGAGGUUUUAUUUUUCAUUACAUGAAGCUGACAACUGCAGAUUUGCCCCGUGCUGCUCACACAGUUAAAAGAAGAGUUCAUGUCCACCCCAGCUUGUUUCACUUUGCUGCUGCUCCUGGGCCAGCCCAAAUUUCAGCUGCAGUAACACGAUCCCACUUGGCAGAGCCUGAGAGAAUCUUUGGCACAUUGGAAAGAGGCUUAAUGUAAAGUCUGCUUUUUUUUUUCUUUUUAUUUUUUUAAAAAGAAAUAUAUUUUUUUUUUUUUUUAGGGCUUUUUGAAGCUGCCCUGCUUGUGCACAGCUCUGGCAGCAGCUGCAGGGCUGCUCACAAAUGUGAGCUCAGGGAUCACAAAUGCGUUCCGGGCAGGGAAUGCCUUGAGAGCCUGUCCCAAGAAAACCCCCCAGAAACCCCUCCAGGACGAGAUGGAUCGGGCAGAGCAGCUCUCGGCCCUGGAGCAGAGGCAGAGCAGGGGCUGGAGGAGCACGCUGGGCGUUCUGUGUCUGCUCCCGGCGCUGGCCGUGCUGGCAGCUCUGCAAUCUCCAGCUGGAAUUCGGGACAUUCAGGGAGCCGUGCCAGGCCCAGCUGUGCCCAGCCCUGCCCCUGCCCGGCCCAGGCGUUACACCAUCACCCCCGGCCACCUCAAGUGGGACCACUUCAACCUCACCUACAAGAUCCUGUCCUUCCCCAGGAACCUGCUGAGCGCCAGGGCCACGCGCCGCGGGCUGGCGGCCGCGUUCCGCAUGUGGAGCGAGGUGUCCCCGUUCAGCUUCAGGGAGGUGCCCAGGCACCUCCCCAGCGACCUCACCAUCGGUUUCUAUUCCAUCAACCACACAGACUGCCUGGAGUCCCUGACCCACCACUGCUUCGACGGCACCACGGGCGAGCUGGCCCACGCCUUCUUCCCACCCCACGGGGAAAUCCACUUUGAUGACCACGAGUACUGGAUCCUGGGCAACACCAGGUUCAGCUGGAAGAAAGGAGUGUGGCUGACAGACCUGGUGCACGUGGCUGCCCACGAGAUCGGGCACGCCCUGGGCCUCAUGCACUCGCUGAACCCCAACGCGCUCAUGCACAUCAACGCCACCCUGACGGGCAAGAAGAGCAUUUCCCAGGACGAGGUGUGGGGAAUCCACAGGCUCUACGGCUGCAAGGACAGGUUGUUGAUGUGCCCCUCGUGGGCCAGGAAAGGUUUCUGUGAGAAGCGCAGGAAGCUGAUGAAGAAGCACUGCCCGUCCAGCUGCGACUUCUGCUACGAAUUCCCAUUUCCAACGGUGCCCCCCACUCUGCCCCCACCAAGGACCAAAACCAAGACAGUUUCUGAGGGCAGGAACGUCACCUUCCGCUGCGGGCAGAAAAUCCUCCACAAGAAAGGCAAAGUGCACUGGUACAAAGACAAGGAACUUCUGGAAUAUUCCUAUCCAGGGUAUUUAUCCCUAAAUGAAGAUCACAUGAGCAUCAUUGCAAAUGCAAUUAAUGAAGGAACUUACACUUGCAUAGUGAAGAAAAAAGAAAGAAUCCUGACUACUUAUUCCUGGAGAAUCAGACUGAAGCACUGAGCCAGCCUGGAUUCAGCUCCUGCUCCUGUUUCCAGCUGUUUCUUUGGCAUUUUAGAUUUAAUUUCCAGUAGUGCAACUGAAUUCUCCAGCAGCUGCUUUGGUUCUUUGGGAUAAAGACUCUGGGACUGGUUACUGGAAUGUCAAACUCCUCCAGAUUCCUUUGAGUGAUAAAGAAUUGAUCAACUAUUUGCUGUACAGAGAAUUAAAAACAUUUUUUUUGUAA